AUGAAGGGUAGAUUUCUACCAAAUAUUGUAACUCUAGAAUGGACAUGUAGUAGAUAUCAAAAGUUUACAUUUGAUAGUGGAAUAUUUGGUACUAUGAAACAAUUAACCAAACUAAAAAUUGGUGAAAAUAAUAUUGGUGAUCAGAACGCCAAAUGUUUCAUUGAAAUGAAACAAUUAACCAGUCUUGAUGUUUAUCACAACAAUAUUUCUAAGGAAGGAGCCAAGUUUAUUGGUGAAAUGACACAAUUAACCUAUCUCAAUGUUAAUACUAAUAAUGUUGGUGAACUGGGAGCCAAAUAUAUCAGUAAGCUCAACCAAUUAAUCACACUCAAUAUUGGACUCAAUUCUAUUGGUGAACAAGGAGCCGAAUAUAUUAGUGAAAUGAAACAAUUAACUGACCUAAAUAUUUAUAGUUGUAACAUUGGUAAUCGAGGAGCCAAUCAUAUAAGUAGAAUGAAACAAUUAAUCUCACUUAAUACUGGUCGUAAUGGUCUUGACGAUGAAGGAGUCAAAUAUAUUAGUGAAUUGAAUCAAUUAAAUUUUCUUAAUAUUGCAGACAGUAAUAUUAGUGAAGAAGGUUUAAACUACAUUAGUGGGAUGAAACAAAUAAUUCAUCUAGAUAUUAGUAACAACUUUAUUGAUGAUGAAGGAGCCGAAAUCAUUAGUAGAAUGAAACAAUUAACACGACUUGACAUUAGUAACAAUAGCAUAGGUGAAGAAGGCACCAAAUAUAUCAGUGAAAUGAAAAAAUUGACAUAUCUUGAUAUUGGUGAAUUUUAA
Molecule: messenger RNA, 780 nt
Organism: Naegleria gruberi
Lineage: Eukaryota; Heterolobosea; Eutetramitea; Acrasida; Naegleriidae
Exons: 1
Coding region: 1-780 (259 amino acids)
Biological process (GO): activation of GTPase activity; nucleocytoplasmic transport
Cellular component (GO): cytosol; nucleus; perinuclear region of cytoplasm
Molecular function (GO): small GTPase binding; GTPase activator activity
Source: RefSeq, a predicted model, not a curated record